AGCUACUGCCAUUGGUGUACAAAAUUUAAAAACAACUUGGUGGUCACGCUGAUGGAGUUGUUUAUGUUCUAAGAAUGGAAAUUGCUGUCUAAACAAUUUCACCAAGAAUAAAACCGCGUGGUUGCUACUUGGUGAUAAGAAUAUUAUAGAGGAGCUUACCACACCAUUGUUGGUUUUAGAUACAUUUUAUGCACAGAAGGGGAACAAUGAAUACUAAAAAAUCAAAGGGAACUUCCUUGCUUGAUGUCAGAAAAUCAAAAUCGGGCACAAGCACAUUGUCACAAAUCCACAAAGAUGCCCAAAAACCAUUUUUGAAUGUCCUCGGCAAUCUGAAUGGAAACAAGCGACAAGGAGAUAAUAUGAUGGACCAAAAACAGAAGAGAAGAGCAGCAUUUGGAGAUAUUACAAAUGCUAUAAAUGAAAACAACAUCCAAAAGAAAGACAUCCUCAAGAAAACAAAACCCCCAACAGGAGUUGGUGGAAAAGCUACAAAGAAGAAGUCAGAGAAAAAAAGAACAGUAAAAACAGAGAACACAGAUCCUACACAGGAAGACAGUGUGCCGCUCUCUCAGGGAUCUGUAGUGUCCAGUUCUCAGGACAGUGUGUCAAGUAAUAGUUCAUCCAAAGGCAGUCUGACAGAUCUGAGUCAGAUCAGCACUGUGUCGGAGGAAGAUGAGAGAGAAAUUGUCCCAGAGUCAGUGGAUGAUGUGGAUACAGAAAACUUGCAAGACACUGCACAGUGUGCCUUGUAUGCCCCAUUCAUCUUUAGAUAUUACAAAGAAAGAGAGCUGAAGUUCAUGGUUCCUAUGUAUAUGGACACUCAGCCAACAUUGACCACAAACAUGCGAGCAAUCCUGGUAGACUGGCUUGUGGAAGUGCAAGAGAACUUUGAACUAAACCAUGAAACUCUGUACCUAGCUGUCAAACUAGUGGAUACCUACCUCUCUGUUCGACAGGUGCCCAAAGAGAAUCUACAGCUUGUAGGAGCUGUCUCCCUUUUUGUAGCUUGUAAAUUUGAUGAGAGGUGUCCACCCCUGAUUGAGGAUUUCCUGUACAUCUGUGAUGACGCCUACAGACGAACAGAGUUUCUGGAAAUGGAGAGGUCAAUUCUGAAGACAGUAGGAUUUGACAUUGGAAUGCCCCUGUCCUAUCGCUUCCUCAGACGAUAUGCUAAGUGUGCCAGAGCAAGCAUGGAGACGCUAACAAUGGCCAGGUUUAUUUUGGAGAUGUCAUUAAUGGAGUAUGAAAAUAUCAAAUACAGAGAAUCCAAGAUGGCUUGUGCAUGUCUUCUGCUGGCAAUGAAAAUGAAGUGUGCUGGAGAAUGGUCCUCAACUUUGGAAUACUAUACAGGAUAUACAGCAGAGGACCUUACUUGUCUUGUCAAAGAUCUCAAUGCCAUGAUUGCCUCCCCUCCUAAAAUGUUAACUACCAUAAAGUCCAAGUACUCACACAGGGUGUUUUAUGAAGUAGCCAAGGUGCCUGCUCUAUCAGAGGAACAGCUGAAUUCAUGAGAUAUCACCAAACACCAGGGAACUACACUUGCUGUGUAUCAGUGUCUUAGUUCUUGUCCUGUGAUAUUGUUAAACAGCCAUUGUUUAUGACAGGCAUGUGUGCUUUUAAUCUAAGUCCUUCUGUGUACAUUAGCACCAAAGUGAGAGAAUCCAACAUCUGAACAGAAGGACUCCUGUAAUGCACAUUUUUAAUGACACAGGAUGUUUACUUUUAAUCCCUAGUUAGACCUUCCUCUUCUUUCUAUCCCCCUUUCCCUGUUGUAUAUAUAGAAUAACUUCCAUCUCUUUUACAAAAUCUUACUAUUUAUUCAAACACAUUUUGCAAAAUGUUUUUUGGUUGUGUACAUUAGUAUGAAAGAGCUUUAAUUCACAAGAUUUGUAAUUUUUUGAUGACUUCUGGAAGGGGGUGAUAAUGCUGUAUAUUGUCUCUAAAAAACUAGGUGUUGUUUUAUUUGAAGUCGUUUGUUUUAUAUUUUAAUACACUUUAAGACUAAAACAUAAGAUUUAAUUAUUUUAUUAAUAUUUUUUAUUAUUAUUUUUAGCUCUACUGGUCUUUCACCAGAGGAGCUUUCACCACAUGCAUUCAUUAAGUGUGUUUCUGUAAUGCUUCACCUCCGUAAUCCAGAUUUUGUCCGAUUUUAGUAAGUCUUGAUACACAAGUCAACUACCUUAGGAUAUAGACUGUAUAAUUCUUAUAAUAUUUUUUUUCUUAUUUUAAAUGAUCCAUGUUGCUGGUUACUAGAAAAAAAUAAUCUCUAGAUUUCUUUUCAAACUGGUUCCUCAUCUUUUCCUGUAUAUUUUGGUUUUUGAUUUACAUAAAAUUUGGUACAAAUUAACAAACCUCGAGAUAAUAUCUUGAUAAUUCUGUAAUUGUUAAACUGAAAGUGAACAGAUGUUACACGUCCAUGAGUAUAAACUGCAAGUGAAGUGUAACUAACAUCAUUACAGGUCAAGUGUAACUUUACACUGUUUACAAAUUCAAACCAGUAGAGCUGCAAUCUCAUCCCAGAAUUUUGGUUUAUUUUGUUAAUACCAUUUUACAUGUACAUGUAUAUCCAAUUCAAUCAUGUAAAUAAAGAUUCAGAGAGUAAUUUAAAAUUAUGUUAUAAAAAGGAUGUUUUACACCUAGUAAAUUUGUGUUUGGUUUUAAUUUGUAUUUAUAUAUUUUAGACCUACAAUAAUAUGUUAUUUCAUUGGACGAUGGUUAGAAAAGUAACUUCACAUAGUCAUUACAGGGCAUUUUUGCAAUCAUGCUAAAAAUAAAAUCAGGUUUAAAUAAA
This is a messenger RNA of Saccostrea echinata, 2791 nucleotides long. RefSeq names its product G2/mitotic-specific cyclin-B3-like. Gene Ontology annotation, biological process: mitotic cell cycle phase transition; regulation of cyclin-dependent protein serine/threonine kinase activity. The record is from RefSeq and is a predicted model, not a curated record. The transcript has 10 exons. Bases 189 to 1511 code for a protein of 440 amino acids. NCBI's taxonomy places the organism in Eukaryota, Metazoa, Mollusca, Bivalvia, Ostreida, Ostreidae. Gene Ontology annotation, cellular component: centrosome; cytoplasm; nucleus. Gene Ontology annotation, molecular function: cyclin-dependent protein serine/threonine kinase regulator activity.